AUGCACCGCAUAUUCCGCCUCAUGCGCCUCGGCAUCCAGCUUCUCUUCAUAUUCGACGGCGACGAGCGGCCCUCCAAGAAAAAGGGGCGAAAGUCCAAACUCGGGACCGCGGGCGGCAACAUAGCCCUGCUGAAGGAGCUCCUCGACAACCUCCGCGUGCCCUGGCACCAGGCGCCGGGCGAGGCGGAGGCGGAGUGCGGCCGGCUGCAGCAGCUCGGGGUCGUCGACGCGGUGUGGAGUGAGGGCAACGACGCCUUCAUGUUCGGCUGCCGCGUCCUCGUCAAGAAGACCAAGGACCCAGACGUCGUGGAGAUCUUCCACAUGGAGGACGUCGAGGGCCUGGGGUUCUCGAAAGAGCGCAUUGCCUUGUUUGCCGUGCUGUCCGGGUGCGACUACACGGACGGCUUGGUAGGUUGCGGAGCUGCUGUGGCUCUGAAAGUGGUGCAGAGCGAGGCGGUGCAGGAGGGGGACUUUGUGGAGCAGUUUUGGGAUAUGGAGACACCUUCUGAGCGCUUCGUCUGGGGGAACCGUCUCAAGUCCGUUCUGCCGAGUGAACGCAGCAGAGAAAACGUCCACGAUCGGAAGUUCGCUCCCCUCGAAGUUCUGAGGAGUUGCCGCAACCCGAUUGUUUCCAGACGGGAUAGACUGGAACAGCUGCGGCAUGGACACUUCCGGGGAUACACGGUGCAGGGUUUGAUAACGAGCAUCCCGUUCCUGCAGUCGCAUUUCAACCGCAAUGAAAAGCCCACAUGGCCGCUUCACCAUCUCGCGCCUAUAGAAGUGGCUCAUAGGCUCCUGCAUAACAAGGGCGGGGCGCGAGACCUCGUGGAGGCGUUCAAGCAUAAGAGCAAGCCGAGGUUGACGAGUCCCAUUCAGAUCGACCCGGCCCGGGUAUUUCUAGGGAUAGACGACGCAAUUAUCCAGGUGUCCCUGUUUGGGGCGACCGCGAUCACAAAGGUUGAUUGCGAACUGUUGGAUGCGAUUUGCGUCCACGGCAUCUCCCACGAGGAUUUCCAACAAUGGCGUGAGAGCACCAUGACGCCACGGGUUCGCAAGAAACGGCCCAGGGAAGUGUCUUCAUCAAACGCUAGUAAAAAGAGGGUGAUUCCUUUCGACAGCAAUGAAGCUCUCACAGGUGGGUCUCUAGUUACCUCCAGGAACAGUGGUGAUAUAGGUUGGUCUUCCAAUAAGAGGAAGGCAAAAGCGUCGGCCGAUCAAGGAAAACCAUCGUUUGAGCAACCGUGGAGAAGAAGAGAUGACAAGUUCUGGGAGCUAGACAUCUCAUCUCAGGAAACAGUUGAUGAGAGUGAUGACCUGGGGACUCUGCGAAAGGCCGGUACUGAGAGUACUCGCAGAAAGGGCCAGUUGGAACAUGUAGACCCAAGUCUCAACAAUUUGCAACAUCGGAUAAUCAACAUGGAUAAGUUUGCAGCUACGGAAGGCAUCGAGCCGUUCGACAGCUACUCGCGGAUGGAGCCGUUCUCGCCGAACGAGACGGCGAUUGACCGGGACCUCCGGCUCCGCAUUAGAGACUUCUACCGGACCAGCGACAACAAGGACCUAAACGAUCGCUGGCUUGAAUUCUUCACGCCUGACGCCAAAGUCAAAAUUGGACCGCAGGAGGCUGAGAAACACGAUUGCCUACGGCAGCUGCGGACGGAGAUGUGGAGCCCUGUCUCGGCGAGGAAGCACUGGAUCACGAGCGCAAUCGGAUCGGUAACCGAACAUGGAGUGCACGUCAUGUUGAAGGGCGGAGUAAAGCGAAAGGGGUUGGAUGGAAAUGAAAGCACAUUCAGCUGGGCUGGAAGUGCGGCAUGGGCAAAGUACAACGGUGAAUGGCGUAUGGGAACUUAUCGGGUCUGGCUUGACCAGUGGGCUCCGAUUGAGGGGCCGUUGCCUCCAGAAUCGAACAUUUGA
Messenger RNA from Colletotrichum truncatum, 1917 nucleotides. RefSeq lists its product as uncharacterized. The record is from RefSeq and is a predicted model, not a curated record. Gene Ontology annotation, molecular function: 5'-flap endonuclease activity. Lineage: Eukaryota; Fungi; Ascomycota; Sordariomycetes; Glomerellales; Glomerellaceae.